GACUUUGCUGCUAUGGGUGAAUAUUCUUAUCAAAAUCUUCUACGUUCUAGAUUCAAAACACUAUAUAUUAGUUCCUAGUGCGGAAUAGAGUAAAUCAUGGCUGCUAGCAACGUCUCUGAAGCAGGAGAGAUUUCAUUGGCUGAACUGGUACAGGAUCGGAUGGAAUGGAAGUCCCUGGUUCUUUGGCGUCGCCCUGUACAGACUUUGAAGUUUGGUGGCCUGGAGGCCGGUCAUUUGUUGGUAUCCUUCAUCGCAAAGCUGUUGAAUCUGUGGCUAGUGGGCGGUCUGCUGCUGUUGGGCAUGUUUUGUUUACUGCCAGGACCUCAUGCAGAUUUCGUGAUUUUCUGCCAGCAGAGGUUUGGAUUUGCGGUUUACUGGCUGGGCCUGGGUGUGCUCUCAUCUGUGGGGUUUGGCACCGGGCUGCACACCUUUCUGCUCUACCUGGGACCCCACCUGGCAGCAGUCACUCUGGCCGCCUACGAGUGCCAGACGCUGGACUUUCCCACUCCUCCGUAUCCGGACUUGAAGGUCUGCCCACAGGAGCCGUACAAGCGCAAUUACCCAGAUGAGUGGCAAAUUUUGGCAAAGGUGCGUCCGGAGGCGCUACUCUGGGGCAUUGGCACUGCUCUUGGUGAGCUGCCGCCGUACUUUAUGACACGUAGAGCACGGCUCUCCGGCAAGGAGUUGAAUGGAGCGGAGGAGCAAAAGUUAUUGGCUGAAAAGCGAAGGUGCGGAAAGCUAGGCAUUUUCGACCAUGCCAAGCUGUUCAUGGAACGGGUGAUGCGAAGAGUGGGCUUCCUGGGAAUACUAUUCUGCGCCAGCAUACCCAAUCCUCUGUUCGACCUGGCCGGCAUAACGUGCGGACACUUUUUGGUGCCCUUUUGGAAGUUCUUUGUGGCCACCCUGAUCGGCAAGGCGUUGGUCAAGGCCACCAUACAGCAGUUGUUCGUUAUCGCGUCCCUAACCGAGAGUCUAGUCGAUAGGUUUGUGGUCGGUCUGGGCAAGCUACCCUAUGUGGGACCUCCAAUGCAGCGCAUGAUCAGGGAACUGCUGCGAUCAACGAAACAGCAGAUGCAUGGAACAGUCAAUUCCGAUUCCCUGGCCUACCUGAGCUAUCUGGUUCGGGCGUUCGAGCUGUGUGCCCUCAUCAUGGUCACCUGUUUCGUAGUAUCCUCACUGAACUGCCUCGCACAAAUCCAUUGCAAGCGCAAGCAGGAGAAGAGGCGCAAGAUGCGGAACCUGGAGAUGAUCCUCUAUGCCGAUACGGAGGCAUCAUCGUCGGAGGAGUUCAGCGUCUAAACAGCAGAUACUGCUAUGAAGUUAGAGAUAACUAAUCACUGAAUUUGUAGACUUAAGUCUUGUAAUGUCCUAUAUCCUUAAUCAUCAGUCAGAGAAACACUUGAAUUUAACGUUUUAUAUUCUUUAUUUUAAUAUAAUUAGUUUCUUUUGGAUUUGGGUUCUGUUUUCUGCAUGGUUCUGAUGUCUGAUGUGUUCUGUGGAUGAUCUGUGUGUCUGAGUGUGUUUGAUGCCAUCGUAAUUAUUAUCAUUGUACAAUUACAUUUAUAUUCAACAGCAAUUUAACACAAAGCUAAGCAUUACUUUACGCGAUCCCCUAGGCUCAUUCAUUCGAUUUUUUUGGUUUAGUAUGAUCUCCCAGUUAUUUCCCUCGCUGUUAGUUAUGCAAUCAUUUUAGUUUGUAUUUAACCCAAGGCAAUAAAUCUAGAAAUUGUGAUCUUUCUGUAAUUGGAAUGCGUGCGGUAAAUGAACUGAAUUGGGAAAACUCCCUAGAGGAGUUAAGAAUUCGGCAUUGGUUCUAUGGCAAAAUAUUGAUAUUGACUAACAUUUGCACUACGAUUUGCUGUCCGUGGCUCUUCUGCGGAUGUAUACCUAAUCAAUCUAAGCUUUAAGUAGCCUUUAAGCCCAUUGUUAUCCUUCGAGGGUAGGUAUCCUUGGCCCUCCCACACCAAAAAUUAUCCAAUUUACAAUCAGCGCGUACAUGGAUUGCCAUCGAACUUAAAGUACUCGUUAGUUAUCUGAAUCACACAUUUGUAUGAUCGUGUGUGGAUGUAGCAGGAGACUUUAAAAUGACAUUUUCGGAAUAUUCGGUUGCUAUUACUGGGGUACAUACACACAUGUACCAUACAUUUACAUAUACGCGUAAUAAUUAGAGUUAGACUAAUUGCGGCAAAGUCUUUUCGAGAUUGAGAGACAAUAGAAGGUAGAAAAUGAUUCUUAACACAUUGUAACACUUACACUGGGAAACGAAAAG
This is a messenger RNA of Drosophila simulans, 2269 nucleotides long. Its product is annotated as vacuole membrane protein 1. Bases 97 to 1299 code for a protein of 400 amino acids. The record is from RefSeq and is a predicted model, not a curated record. The transcript has a single exon. Lineage: Eukaryota; Metazoa; Arthropoda; Insecta; Diptera; Drosophilidae.